UCCUCCAUCCUCCUCCAACCACUGUCAUCCAUUGCACCCCCAAUUCAUCCUCAACUCAUCUCCACUCCGACCGCCAACACCGUCAGAAUGGUUGCCAUCGCCCGUUCCUUCGGCGCCGCCCGCGUGGCCGCCCGCGGCUUCUCCAACGCUGCCCGCCAGCCCGCUUCCACCAACAGCCUCGUUGUCCGCUCCGCGUUCCGCAACAACGCCGCCCGCAACAUGAUCCAGAAGCGUGGUGUCGUCGUUGAGUCGACCGCCGCCGCCAUGGUCGCUGCCGCCAAGAUCCAGGGUGCCGGUCUCGCUACCAUCGGUCUUGCCGGUGCCGGUGUUGGUAUUGGAACGGUUUUCGGUGGCCUCAUCCAGGGUGUCGCCCGCAACCCUUCCCUCAGGGGUCAGCUCUUCCAGUACGCCGUUUUGGGUUUCGCCUUCGCUGAGGCCACUGGUCUUUUCGCGCUCAUGAUGUCCUUCUUGCUCCUCUACGUCGCGUAGAUGUGUGCAUUGCAUCGACUCGGAUACUUCGGGGUCUUCGGCAUGGGGCCGCAAGGUGGAAAAUUUGCGGAUGGUGUGCAUAUGGACGACUACCUCUUUUCCUACCUUAGUGGCCGGUCAGAUUGUGUAAAACAUGUACUUUAGACGAGCAAUCUGAAGAGCAAGCUACCACUUCCUU
Parastagonospora nodorum SN15 is the source of this 667-nucleotide messenger RNA. RefSeq lists its product as hypothetical. The record is from RefSeq and is a predicted model, not a curated record. Gene Ontology annotation, molecular function: proton transmembrane transporter activity. Gene Ontology annotation, biological process: proton transmembrane transport; proton motive force-driven ATP synthesis. The coding region runs from base 88 to 489 and encodes 133 amino acids. The transcript has 2 exons. Lineage: Eukaryota; Fungi; Ascomycota; Dothideomycetes; Pleosporales; Phaeosphaeriaceae.